Molecule: messenger RNA, 1590 nt
Organism: Pygocentrus nattereri (red-bellied piranha)
Lineage: Eukaryota; Metazoa; Chordata; Actinopteri; Characiformes; Serrasalmidae
Gene: aadac
Product: arylacetamide deacetylase
Exons: 5
Coding region: 257-1489 (410 amino acids)
Cellular component (GO): membrane
Molecular function (GO): carboxylic ester hydrolase activity
Source: RefSeq, a predicted model, not a curated record
CGCCUCUUCGGAAUUCCGUCGAGGAGGACGCCACGCGCCCGAUCAUGUUCGCUCGGAGACGUGCACACGUGCCGGCUCCGUCCGUUCCAAAAUUAAUCGCCCCCUCCUCCCCCCUUCCACACGCUCGCGGAUUUACUCCGAAGGGAGCGCGCCGUUAAGCAGGAGCGCUCACUCACAGCGCCGUUCGCGCGCUCGCCGUCGCCGAGGAAUCUCCGAUUAGAAAGCAAGCAAACAAACCAAAACCAAAACAAACGGAAUGCGGUCCAAAGCAGUGCUAUUGUUUUUAGUGCUGGGCGCGUUCACGGCGUACUAUGUUUACUCGCCCAUUCCGGACGACAUUGAGGAGAGAUGGAAGCUCAUGCUGACGGACUGCUUCUUCAGAAGUUUAAGCCACCUGGCAGACUUCAGUGAGCUCCUGGGGCUGAAGGACUACAUGGGGGUGAUGAUGUUCAUCACUUUUGUCGAGCGGGUGGUACCUGUGUCCGAUGAGCGGGUGCAGGUGGCGGAAGAGCUUUUCAGUGGUGUGGAGGUGUUGAUGUAUCAGCCCAGGCAGGAGAGAGGAGCAGGAGAGAUGAGGAGAGCCAUUAUCUAUCUGCACGGGGGAGGAUGGUGCCUCGGCAGCUCCAGAAUGGGACCCUAUGAUCUUUUGGCCAGACAGCUGGUUACAGAGCUCAAUGCGGUUGUUGUUUCAGUAGAAUACCGGCUGGCCCCAGCUCACCACUUCCCUGUCCAGUUUGAGGAUGUGUACCAUGUAGUCAAGCACUUCCUCCAAGUGGACAUCCUGGACAGCUACAAAGUGGACCCGGAACGCGUGGCAGUCUCCGGGGACAGUGCAGGAGGCAACCUGGCGGCCGCAGUGGCACAGCAGUUGCAGCUGGACCCAGAGCAGCAUGUGAAGCUGAAGGUCCAGGCCUUGAUCUACCCAGUACUGCAGGCCCUGGACCUCAACACUCCAUCCUACCAACAGAACCAGCACAUGCCCAUCCUGCCACGCACACUCAUGGUGCGCUUCUGGAGCCAGUACUUCACCAGCGACAAGUCCCUCUUCUGGUCCAUGAUGGCCAAUGAUCACAACAGCCCUGAGUCAGCUGCACUGCUAAAGUUUGUCAACUGGAGUGCCUUCCUGCCAGAGUCGUACCGCCAGGCAUACAAUUACAGCGCCCCGCCUAUAGCAGCAAACGAAACACCAAAGGGUUCCAAUGGCCCAGUUCGUUCCAUGAUAGACCCACGGGCUUCACCCUUGCUGGUGCCCGACGCUGUGCUACGGCCACUGCCCAAAGCCUAUGUGCUGACGUGCGAGUAUGACGUGCUGCGGGACGACGGUAUGAUGUAUGCCAUGCGCUUACGUCAGGCUGGGGUGGACGUGACACAUGAACAUUACUCAGACGGCUUCCACGGUGCCCUCAUGUUCAACAUAUGGCCCACCGACUUUGAAAUCGCUCGAAGGAUGGCAAACAACUAUAUACUAUGGCUCAAGGAAAACUUGUGAAUGAUCAUUUUACAAAAUUAGUAAAUUACAUGAUUUUGCAAGAAAUGCAAUUUUUACAAAAUUUGCAAAUGAUGUAAUUUUAUUUAAUAUGCAAAUUAUGU